AUGGGAGAUUUUAAUGCUACUUUAAAUGGUGAUGAAAUAAUUUCUAUGAGAGGUCAUAAAUUGGGCUGUUCGGAUUUCAAAGCUUGUUUGGAUUUUUGUGAGGUUAGAGACAUUAAAUGUUCUGGAACUUUUUACACUUGGAAUAAUAAGCAAAGCGGAGAUGAUAGAGUUUAUGAUAAGUUGGAUAGAGUGUUGGCGAAUUCUGACUGGGUGUCCUCUUAUCCCAUAGUUGAAGCUGUCUUUUUGCCAGAAGGAGAUUUUGAUCAUAGUCUAAUUCUAUUAUCUGAUUUUCAGGAGGUGACGGGCAGAAAAAAACCUUUUUGUUAUUUUGAUAUGUGGAGUACUGCUCCUAGUUAUCAGGAAAGAGUUACUAAUAGCUGGAGUCAGAUGGUUUUAGGCACUCCUAUGUUUCAAGUUGUUCAAAAACUGAAGUGUUUAAAAUAUAUUUUGAAGGAAAUGAAUCGUGAGCAUUUUGGGGAUCUCCCAGCACAAGUGUUACAUGCUAAGCUUCAUAUGAUUGAUAUUCAAGGAGCUCUUCAAUUGGACCCUUUGAACUUAAGACUAAUUAAUGAAGAGGUUGUUGCCCGGGCUAGUUAUAGAAAGUGUCAGGAUAAUUAUUUGACCUUUUUGAAGAAAAAAGCUAAAAUCAGUUGGCUCAAUGAAGGUGAUGAUAAUACUAGUUUGUUUCAUCAAAGCUUAAAGCAAAGGAGAUCAAUCAAUUCUGUAUAUGCCAUGCAGGAUAUGCAUGGUCAAUGGGUAGAUUCUAAAGAAAGAGUCUCAGAAGCUUUUCUAUCUUUUCAUUAG
Molecule: messenger RNA, 804 nt
Organism: Humulus lupulus (European hop)
Lineage: Eukaryota; Viridiplantae; Streptophyta; Magnoliopsida; Rosales; Cannabaceae
Exons: 1
Coding region: 1-804 (267 amino acids)
Source: RefSeq, a predicted model, not a curated record